AUGACACUCAAAUUGCUUAUGAAUUCGACAUGGGGAUAUUCCAUUAAGAAACCUCAAAAGAUGAAGAGUAAACAUUAUGAGAAGGUCGACAACUUUGUUGAAAGGUUUUCUCCUUUUGUUUUGAAGUACGAGUUCACUCAAGGUCAAAAUGGCUUAGUAACCACAUUAAAACCUAUUGUCGAACAUUGGUCUUACCCUCAGUUCGCAAAGGCAGUCCUUGACAACUACAACAAAUUCUUCUCCGAAGUCAAAUCCAAAGUUGUGGUUUACUAUGAGAACAUUGACGCACUCAUGACGAACGAAGAAGGAUACAACAAACUCAUUGAAAUGGGAAUGGUCGGUGAAAAGAUGGGCUGUUUUAAGCUAGAUAAGGUAUUUUCCGAAGUUCAUGUCCUCUCCAAGCGUAAGUAUUGGGGCAUACUUGAAGACGGCACAGAAAUAAAACAUUGCAUGAAAUAA
Trichomonas vaginalis G3 is the source of this 459-nucleotide messenger RNA. RefSeq names its product DNA/RNA polymerases family. The transcript has a single exon. Lineage: Eukaryota; Parabasalia; Trichomonadida; Trichomonadidae. The record is from RefSeq and is a predicted model, not a curated record. The coding region runs from base 1 to 459 and encodes 152 amino acids.